Aricia agestis (brown argus) is the source of this 3394-nucleotide messenger RNA. It is a transcript of the gene Or-17, whose product is annotated as bromodomain-containing protein DDB_G0280777-like. The coding region runs from base 507 to 3272 and encodes 921 amino acids. The transcript has 3 exons. NCBI's taxonomy places the organism in Eukaryota, Metazoa, Arthropoda, Insecta, Lepidoptera, Lycaenidae. The record is from RefSeq and is a predicted model, not a curated record.
CAUUCUGUACGGCCUGAUUUUGAUGUAACUUUAUCAGGAAGCCUAUGACGCUUACCUAUCGACACAGUAUAGCAAUAUGCUAUCGAUUAGAGAAAGCAUCUCCAAAAAUGUUGCUCGAUUAUUUUUACUGGACUUCCAAAAAGGAGGUUUUAUACUAUGGUUGUGCAGUGGCGUUGCGUUCAUUUGCUUCACGUGUUUUGGUUAGGUGAGAUCUUUGGUUUUGGUACCAACAAACGAUUAUUUUAUUUUCCAUCCAAAGCACGCAACUUAUGUUCUUUUAUUAAAAAAAAUAACGUCAGUUGUUGUUCAAUUCAAAUUAAGUCAAAGUUGCAAUGACUUAACUGUCAUUUCUUAUGUUCUCAGAAGUCACAAGCGUUAGGAAAUUAAUUUAUAAUUACUGUAAAUUAAGUUUUUCUUUCCCAAAAAUAUUACUUAUGUAUGUAACAUACCUACCUCAGACGUUUCUGUAAAAACGAAGCAAGGUGGUCGUAUGAAAAGUGCCAAAGAUGGAGUUUGAGGACGAAUUAGAAGACCUGGUGGUGCUGCUGGACGUGGACAAGAACAAAUAUACGGACGAGUACGAGGUGUUGCAAGACCUAAUAACUAUAGAAGACGAAGGCAUUAUGGAUAUAUCUUGUAAAUUACAACAGAAAGACUUCGAUGAGUAUGUCAGCUCUCUUCAAAAAGAUACAGCUAUACUUCCACAGUCAUUUUGUAGAAUAAAUCAAAAUAUUAAGCUGUUAAACAGAUGUCGCCCUUUGACGAUCCAGGUGGUAGAUUGUAAGAAGUUUAAGAUAUUCUACAACGACAAACUGGCUGAGGAUCUUAAGACAAGAGAAAAUUUUAAUGACAAGUUUAAAGAGAUACUUUCUGAAAAGGAUGAUGAUAUAAGUGACGAUGACACUAUAGAACUAGAUGUAGAUAUUGCUGAUGAAGUUGAUAUGGAAGAUUUGAUAAGGUUCGACAAUGUUCAAGAAAAUGGAAGAGGAGAUGAACAAAUAAAAUGUGUGAAUAAUGAAGAUACCUCGAUCUCUAAAGCUAAAGAAGUAAAUUCAAAUAUAAUGACUCAAACAAGGAAAGAUAAUUUUAGCCCUGAUAAUUCAUUAUUGUUCGACUCUCCUAAAAUCGUCAGUCUAUUCGAUUCUACAGUCUGCGACAACAAAUCCAAUAAAAGAGAAAAUCCAAAAAAACACAACAUAUUCAAGAGUAGUAAGCAAACUAAAAAUAAAGAUCGGUCACUAGAUAAAUCAAAGUAUUCAAUAAAAAAGAAAGAUAAAAAGAAAAAUAAUCAUACUAAAUCAAUACAGUUGAAUAUCGAAAUGCAGAAAAAGAUUGCAGAUAUGCUUGCAAAAGUAGAAGAACUUAAAAAUAAUUACUAUAAAAAGUCUUCAAAGACGCCAUUAGACUUCUCGAACAAUACUGUACCAUUGAAUAAUUCGAACGUUUGUCAUAACCAAAUGAAUAACAUAAAUCUUUUACCAAAUUAUACACCCAGACCACAAAUGUAUGAAUGGCAUCAAGAAAAUUAUGUAAACAUGCAUCCAUUAGCUACCAUGCAAGUUGGUAGGUCGAUAUUCUAUCAUUCAAACCUUCCAAUAGUAACAAGCCCCUACGCUCAAAUACCAUAUUAUUAUAAUAAUAUAAAUAAAGCUUUUAUGCAACCACCAAGACAAUUUUCAAGUAACAACAAUCUACACUUUGCACUUCAAAAUAACAAUUUUAAGAAUUUUCCUGAUCAGGCUACAACCAAUUUUACUAAGCCAAGAAGUUUAUCAUCAAUUAACUUCAUGAAACCACACUUACAAAAAUUGGCCAAAGCUAAUGAGAAUCCCAGAAGCGUUAAAAUAAGGCCGAUACAUAAUUAUGGAUUGUCCGCUAGCGUGAAGCAACAAGAAAUUGGAAGAACAACGUUAAAUGAUACGACAUCGCCACAGAAUAGUUACCAAGGUAAAAUUGUUCCCAAUAAAAUUAUGAAUGCCAAAAAUACUCCUCAUGAAACAAAUUUAAAAAGCAACGGCGUAGUCACUAAUAAACAUCCGACAGUAGUUAAGAUUCUCCAAAAUGGAAUAGCCCAAGAUAAUAAAGUGAAGCAACAAGAAAUUGGAAGAACAACGAUAAAUGAUACGACAUCGCCACAGAAUAGUUACCAAGGUAAAAUUGUUCCCAAUAAAAUUAUGAAUGCCAAAAAUAUUCCUCAUGAAACAAAUUUAAAAAGCAACAGUGUAGUCACUAAUAAACAUCCAGCAGUAGUUAAGAUCCUCCAAAAUGCAAUAGCCCAAGAUAAUAAACAAGUGAAUAAUGUACCAGAAACCAACAUUAAUAAGAAUUUAGAAGUAUGGACACUUCAACCUAACAAACAUAGCGCUGUUUCGACAAGUUUCCAUCCGGAUGAAAUUCAAGAAUUCCGGCGGAAAAUGUUUUUGUAUGAAAAUAAUCAAGUACCUCAGCAAAUACCUACCCUGCAAAAUCGUCAAAUAGUAGAACCUUUACAAGUGUUGCCAAAACCUCAAAAUAGUUCGGAAUAUAUAAAUCAUGUAAGUGCAGUACAAAACGUAACAGAACCCUGGCGGAUUCCAUUAGAAAAGAACACAGACAAAGAAGAAACUCAAAAAAAAUUGCUACCACAAAGUGUAAAAAUUGAAGCAAAAUCUCAAAACAGUUCUCCAAAGCAUAACGAUAAGUUUGAGCAAGACACUCAAAAGAUAAUCGAAGAGCCAAUAAAAAAAGAAGUCGCUAAAAAAGAAACUAAACCAACUAUAGGAGAAGAAAAGGUAAAAACAACGCCGUCUUUUGUAAAAAUACCAGCACACAGGCAAAGUCCGAAAAACACUAUAAUAUCGCCAUACCAAAGUCCUGUGCAAUGCGUAAAGGUAGAAACACACCAAAGCUCACCAAAGAUAGUUAAUAAGCGGAAAAUAGAAGAAUAUAGUAAGAUAGAAAUAAAAAAAAAAGAGGUUAACGUAAAACCAGCGCAACCUGCUAAACUAACACCAAAUCCAACGGAAUCGACUACAAAGAAAGCUGAAAAUUCACCCAAGCAAAACACCACUUAUGGAAGUCCUGCCUCUAGAUCGCUAUCAAAAGUUUCCAAGAAGGAAUAUUCACCACCAGUGCUGCCAAUACCCACCUUUAAGAAAACAUUUGAAAUGUUAGCUAAAUUGAAUCUUAUUAGUAAGUAUAAAUAUAAAAGAAGUCGGAAUAGUUUUAAAUAUGCGAUGUUUGAUCAGGACAAGAUGUUGUCAAAUAGAAGCAUUACCAAAGAUUUAAUGUAGAUAGAUUUAAUGAUAAAAUGUAAUUUAGGAGCUCACACCGAGAAGCGACAAGGCGCAGCCAUUUUACAUUGAAUAUUAUCAUUAACUACACGAUAAUAUAACGUUCAACUGCUGCACUCAGA